Lactuca saligna is the source of this 1123-nucleotide messenger RNA. The record is from the annotation of a GenBank genome assembly. Lineage: Eukaryota; Viridiplantae; Streptophyta; Magnoliopsida; Asterales; Asteraceae.
AUGAAAAGCCUCCCAAGGUUUCUCAAUCCAAUAGAAAGAGAAGUGAUGGCAUUGGCAGAUACUGAUAUAUUACAAGAACAAGAACAAGAACAACUUGGUGAGGUCACUAAUUCAUGCAUUCAUGAAUCAAAAAAUAAAGACCCCAAAAAGGAAUUGGAUGUACUUUGGCGUAGAGUAAAGACAACAGCCUCAUUAUUGAACUACUUGAAAUCAAAAGCAAAAACAACAAUGACAAAUCCCCAUUUCGCCCUCACCUCCUCCCAAUCCCAUGACAUCACAAACAUAGAUUCUUCCAAUUUCAACUCCCCAUGGAUAGACAUAAAUACCCUUCAAGAAGAAGAAGAAGAAGAUGGGGUUUACAUGAAUGAAGUGGCAAAGACUGUGGAAAUGAUCACACAGGUGAUGGAGUCUCUUGUUGAAAGGGUAAUAAUGGCAGAAUCAGAAACUGAUAUUGAGAAACAGAAGGUGGCAAUAAGUCAAGAAGAGAUUAUGAAAAAGGAAAUCCAGGUUGAGAUAAUGUCUGAGAAAUUAGAUGAAAUGGAUCGAUUUGCAGUGGAUACAAACUGUGUUCUGAAUGAAAUGAGACAGUGGGUUGACAAUUUGGUUGAAGAAACAUCAAGACAAAAGCAAAGGGCAACACAAAAUGAACAAGAACUUAUUCGUGUCAAACAGGAUUUUGAAUCUUUGAAAUCUUAUGUCAAUAGUCUUAUUAGUGUAAGAGAAACACUUGUUUCUUCAGAAAAACAGUUUCAAACAAUGGAGAAGCUUUUUGAAAGGUUGAUUGCGAAGACGACACAGCUGGAGAGUGAAAAGAAGCAGAAAGAAGGGGAAGUUGAGAAAUUAAUGGAGGAGAAUUUGAGAUUGAAUGGUGUUUUGGAUCAAAAAGAAGCUCAAUUGUUGGCUAUGAAUGAACAAUGCAAGUUUAUGGCUCUAAGUGGGUCCCAUAUCUGAGUUUUUACUAAAAUUUCUAGAUCAUUAAUAUGUAAGGGAAUAUGCUGUUGUUGCUGCAUUUGUAUCAAAAACAUAAUCCAUUUUUUUUCAAUAUAAAGUCAAAAAAUAUAUUUUAUGUUCAUAUGCUGACAUUAGAUGUGACAUCUGAAGUUUUCUAAUUCGUUAUAUGAUU